Scatophagus argus is the source of this 1665-nucleotide messenger RNA. It is a transcript of the gene prelid1a, whose product is annotated as PRELI domain containing 1a. Bases 187 to 819 code for a protein of 210 amino acids. NCBI's taxonomy places the organism in Eukaryota, Metazoa, Chordata, Actinopteri, Scatophagidae. The record is from RefSeq and is a predicted model, not a curated record. Gene Ontology annotation, biological process: phospholipid transport. Gene Ontology annotation, molecular function: phosphatidic acid transfer activity. The transcript is spliced from 7 exons. Gene Ontology annotation, cellular component: mitochondrial intermembrane space.
UUUGCACCACCUACCGGAUAUGUCGUCAUGUGUGACCUUCUCCCUGGUUCGAGACGACUCAAGUUUGACAUGAUUCAUAGGUAGCUACACGGUGAAGUUCAUCCCGACAGGAGCAUAAAAUGCAGUUACUUAUUUUUUGAAUGUUGUCACCACACAGGGUAUUGUUAAGGGCAAACGCACGGAACAAUGGUGAAAUAUUUCUGCUGUUUCGGUGUGCUCAAAAGCACUUGGGACCAAGUUUGUGUUGCAUUCUGGCAACGAUAUCCCAACCCAUACAGUAACCACGUUUUGACCGAGGACAUAAUUUUCCGAGAGGUUACUCCAACCAAUUGCCUCAUUUCAAGACGUCUGUUGACCAAAACUAGCCGUGCACCUCGCUGGAUGGAGCGGUACCUUCCGAAGCACAUGGCCAGCUCGGCAUAUAUCAUUGAGGACUCUAUUGUGGAUCCUCAGAAAAGGACCAUGACCACACUAACAUGGAACAUCAGCCAUGCUCGCCUCAUGUCCGUGGAAGAGCGGUGCGAGUAUCGAAUUAACCCUGAGAAUGGCAGCUGGACAGAGAUUAAAAGAGAGGCUUGGAUCUCAUCCAGCAUCUAUGGGCUCACUAGAGCUAUUCAGGAAUUUGGUCUUGCAAGGUUCAAGACCAGUGUUAUGAAGACCAUGAAGGGCUUUGAGUAUGUGCUGGCUAAAAUGCAAGGUGAAACUCCAUCAAGAACCUUAGCAGAAACCGCUACAGAGCGGGCACGAGAGACAGCACUGGCAGCUAAGGAGAAAGCCAAAGACCUUGCAUCACACGCCCAGAAGAAACAAUAUGUCUGAGCUACAGAGUUCACGGGUUCUUUUGCCACUGAUACUGGGACAGAUUUAUCUUUACCCCUUGGGUCCUCCUCUGGGGUAAGACAAACCAAUCCUGGUCAUGGGUAGACACCUCUGUGAGGAAGCAUCCAGCCGAAAUGGUGGGUGGACCAUAAAAGGCCUGAGCUGGGUUCAAGAGCCUGUUCCAGCGUCCCAGUUUGCGUCUUGCUGAAUAUGUCAUACCUUUGAUACCAGAUCAUCUCAGUAUUUACAACAGUUACAGAGCUUAGAAAGGAACGGUUGAAUAUGACCGUGGGUGCCAUAAAAUGAUAAUAGCUUUUUGCUGGCCUUGAUACUGUUCCUGAGACCUUUGCUCAAUCUCUACAUCCAUCAACACUUGCUUUUAACUCUUUUCCUCUGAGUAUGUCAUUUUAUAUAAUUAACAGCCUCUUGCCCAGGAGCUAAGAUUAGCCUACCAAUCUCUGAUUAAUGCAAAUGUAUGUGCAUGAUUUACAUCUGUUGUGUUUUUUGUCGCUAUUCUGUUAUGUUUUACUUAAGUUCGCCCAACCAUAUCUUAAUCAUCCUACUGAGACUGAUUGCUUCAUGCUCAAGUUCAUUGACUGAAGGGUCCAUACUGUUGGCUGACAUGGCUUGAAAUUAGUCCCUGAGCACUCUUGAUAUUGUGAGAAGACGCGGCUGUAGUGGAUGUCAUGUUUUGGCCUAAAUUCAAAAUGUGUGUACAAAGACUGAAAGGACACCUUGUAUUGUACUUUCAGCUAAAGUCUGAUGAUAUAAUCCUCCCAACAAUGUGCUCUUACUGCACCAAUCAAACAUAAGCUUGUCAAUAAAUGGACAGCUUCUUUGUAAGGA